AUGGAGACGGACAGCGCUCAGAUGUCUGCCAGCGCCGCUUGGCACACGAGCUCGCGGCGCAGUGAGCGCGAGCAUGGGAGUGUUCUGGUUGAGGCUCUCUUUGCCAACCUUUCCUCCCUGGCCUUGUCAAGUUCUUUGAGCAUCGGCCAGAAUGCCAGCGACUCCCUCAAUAAGAUGGAGUCCUUGCUCCUGAGCCUGGGGCGUCAGCCGACAACAGACAGCAACAUGGUGGAGACUGCAACCAUGAUCGGCAGAAUUCUCGAAGACAGCAUGAAGGCAACCAUACGAACGCAGCUGGCGCUGCAGCAAAAGAGCCUGGAAACUGCCGUGGGGACCAUCAGUGCGUGCGCUUCACACCUCAAGUACGAUGAAGCCAAAGUGCUUCGAGAGCAGCUUCCGGCUCUUGCCGCGGCACACCAAGACUGCCGAAAGGAGGAGGGCAUCGGAGCCCAGUCCGUCGAGGAAUGCGAGGAAUCCCUUGCAGAGCACAAGACAUCCCAUGCCACAGCGCGCAUUGACUGCGACGCAGUCGUUGAUUAUCCAGCUGGAGGUCGCGGGCUUUGUAACAACCGGGUAGGCAGCGUUGCCGACCACUACCGCAACCUCCACACUUUCUGGGAUGAAUACCUCAAGUGGUAUGAUGGUAACAUGACCAUCUGCAAUGCCCUUCAGGCAAAGGUGGAGAGCACCACCGCCAACUGUUCCAAUCUAUCCGUGGCUCAUGAUGCGCAGCGCCGGAAAUGCAACGCCCGGCAAGCACAGCUGGAUACCACAUCUUGUGGUUUUGUGACCAACGCAGAGAACGGCUGUGCAGCCUACUCACGGUGUUACGACCAGACGCUGGCAAGUUUCAUCACCCUGAACUCAACCGUCGCUGAGGAGGAGCGAACUUUGCGGCAGGAAUGGCGCGCCGUGCUGCGCAUCGAGUGUCUCCUCAAAGCGCUCUUGAGUGACAACAAGAACGCGGCCAUCGACCGCUGCAUAGGGCGGGUGCACAGCCUCGAUGAGAUCAGUGUCGAUUACUCGCCAGUUCCCAGGCCACUUAACGAAACGUAUCCGCACGAUACGUUGUGCAAGAAUCUGACUGAGUACGUGCCUGUCACUGAAGCUUAUGCCAAGCGAUGGUACGAUGGCCUGCCAUCUUCGGCUCAGGAAGAGUCUCGCAUCGUGCGCUUCUGCCCUUCGAAGAGCGGCGGCCCUCACCACCAGGCCCAGGCGAUGCAGCAUGCCUGCAAAGGGAAGGUCGUAGUGCCGACCAGAUCUCAGGUGAGCUUCAGCAGCUCCAGUGUGGCCCAGCCCGGCCCUGGCCUUGAUGCGGAGACGUCCUGGGCCCCUGCAGAGGCGCGUGCCGGGGAGUUUCUCACGGUGGACCUCGGCGAGGAGGUGCGAGUGGGUGGCACCUAUGUUCAAGGAGGUUCUCUGGAACGCAGGUGCUUGGACAGCUGGGUGACAACAUACAUGGUCCAGUACAGCGUGAAUGGCUCCUAUUCCAGCCUGCCGGAGGCACUGCGAGGUAGCCAUGACUGCUCGGCCAAGGUUGGCACACGCUUCGACGUGCCACUGCAAGCACGCUUCCUGCGAUUCGUUAUGGUGUGCCAGGACAGCAUGUGGCGAAGUAAAGACACGGCAGAGGAGGACUGGGAGACGAUCGAGCGGGUCUUGGCGGCCAAGGAAGCCGAGCUGCUGCAGCAGGAAGGUUCCAGCCUCGAGGACAGCCAUGUGAGUGGCUACAGGUACGUGCCAACGACCAAGGUCGUUGACAAGCAAUCCUGGGAAACCUUUGCUGUGCCUCACAUCCGGCCAACCUGCGGGUCAGAGAAUUGGCACCACAAAGACGUACUCUUCGAGAUUGGUGAGGGCAUCGCCUACAUCACACUGAACAGGCCUGAGGCGAACAAUGCGUUGAACGAGACCACAUCGCAAGCUCUUCAAGAUGCGACAUGCGAGCUCCACAUGCGCCGGGACAUCCGCAUCGUGGUGUUGCGAGCCGAGGGCAGCAUGUUUUGCGCUGGCGGUGACCCGAAGCACUUCUUCGAUGCCUUGGCCAUGGCGGAAAGAGAUGACCGGAAGGCAGCCAUUGGCUUCAUGAAGUUCCUCUUCUGGUUCCAGAGCCUCCCGCAGUUCACCGUCGGGCUUGCACAGGGCUCUGCCAUGGGCAGCGGGAUCGGCCUGCUGUGUGCAUGUGACAUGGUCCUGGCGGCAAGCGCGGCCCGUUUCACUUGCUCAGAGGUGAAGUUGGGCUUCUGCCCGGCCGCCCUGGCACCGUUCGUCACCAGGAAGGUUGGGCCGGCAUUCGCCAAGCGUUUGCUCUGCAUGGCCGAAAAUAUUUCUGCCGAGCAGGCAAAACGGAUGGGCCUCAUUUCCGAUGUGGUGGAAGAAGAAAGCGAAUUCUCCGACUACAUGAAAGACAUCUGCGAGAAGGUGACGCUGUGCGCACCUACGGCCGCUGGCCGCGCCAAGCGCUUGGCGCAGAACGUCAGCCUGCAGCCGCUGACCCGCAAGUUGUUGGAAUACACAGGGGGAGAGCUAGCAGACAUCCGCAUAGGAGAGGAGGCCAUCAAAGGCAUGGUUGCCGUUCAGGCGCGUGUGAAGCCCUACUGGGCUGAGACCCCGAUCAAGCCCUUGUACUGA
Molecule: messenger RNA, 2631 nt
Organism: Symbiodinium sp. CCMP2456
Lineage: Eukaryota; Dinophyceae; Suessiales; Symbiodiniaceae
Source: the annotation of a GenBank genome assembly